Drosophila suzukii is the source of this 8736-nucleotide messenger RNA. It is a transcript of the gene Nup358, whose product is annotated as Nucleoporin 358kD. Lineage: Eukaryota; Metazoa; Arthropoda; Insecta; Diptera; Drosophilidae. Gene Ontology annotation, biological process: intracellular transport. Gene Ontology annotation, molecular function: protein binding; GTPase activator activity. The record is from RefSeq and is a predicted model, not a curated record. Gene Ontology annotation, cellular component: nuclear pore; cytoplasm.
ACACUACAUAUUUUGUUGCAUAUUUUUUGUUGGCCGUGCACUCCAGUCAAAAUUUAAAGCGGAAUUUAGCUAUAUAUACGUUCUGAUCUGCACCGCAAACGAGUGCAGCGUGUUGCCACUGGAAUUGCCAAGCCGUAGUUACCCGACUUUCCGGCCGUGGCACAUUACCGUUCGAGAAAUCGGUGUCGAUCGGAUGUCGGAGUGAAGAAGAAUCGAGCGCGAAGCACAUUUUUGCGAGGUCGAGACGACAGCGAUUUGAAAGCGUUAAAAGCACCAGAGAAAUGUUCGAUACGCGGAAAGAUAUUGACGAGCAUGUCCAUAAAAUGCUGGGAAAACUUCCGCCGGGAAGUGAGCGCGACAUCAAGGGGCUGGCGAUAGGCAAAAUGUACUAUAAGAUCCAGGAGUACCCCAGGUGCAUCGAGUAUCUGACCAGCUAUCUCAGGGCCAAAGAUGAAGCGGUGGCUCACAACCUGCUAGCCACUUGCUACAGUAGGCUGAAGACUCCUGAUGUGCAGAAGGCGCUGCAGCACUGGCAGCGCAGCAUGCAGCUCAAUCCCCGGCAGUCAGAGGUGGUUCUGGACGCCUGCGAACUGCUGUUGAACGAGAACACCGCCUUCAACACGGAGCGCGCCAAGUACUGGCUGGAUCUGGCCACUGACCUGGAUUUGGUCGACAAUCAACACGUCUUCGCCGUGCGGAUGCGGCUGAAUCUUCAGGAAAGCAACGGCGGAGGAGAUGGCAGCGUUGAUGGAGACAACGCCAUGGAACUGCUGAUGCACAAGGAGCUGCAGGCGCGGCCCCAGGAUGUUAAUCUUCGCGUGCGUCUGCUGCGAAGCUAUGUGGAGAAGAAGAAGCUGGAUCAGGCCUUCAGCUACGCUUUAAAAACCGAGCUGGAGUCAAAGGGCAUCACGAGUCAGUCGAGCGAUUGGUAUGACAUGAUCUGGGUGCUCCUCGGGAAGAUGGAGUCGGCCAAUGACGUGAAGAAGAACUGGCGCUUCUGGCAGUUGGCGCUCCACGCCCUCGAUCGCCUCAUGCAACUGAGCCUGGAGACGGGAAGCGGACUGGCGGACAGCAGCAGUCAGCUAUUUCGCCUCGAUCAAUACCUGCACAAGUUUAGCAACGCGAUAGAGCGUGCGGGCGAUGCCCCGCAGAGGGAACUCCACCAAUCCUGUGCCGAUCACUAUACCGGGCAGCUGCUACUCCACGCGGUGGCGCUGAUCUUCAAACGUGAGCUGCUGGGUAACAAGAAUAAGUGGAUGAACGCGCUGAAAUCCGUACUGCCGGUUUUGCUCCUUGGCUACCAGGUGCGACCGCUCGAAGAGUCCCAUGUCCACCACUGGAUGAAACACUGCGAUGCAGAGCAGAAGCAGCUGAUGCAACUGUGGCGCCAGCAGGGCGCCUUCCGCUGCGCCCAGCUUGGACGCACCCUUUUCGGUUGCCUGGACCGAUCGCGAACGGAUGACAACCAGAAGGAGAACAGCAACCUCAAUGAGAACAAAGUUCCCGCCCAAACUUUGCCCGGAUUAUUUGCCGACUCCGAAGAACUACUGUCUAGCGCUCACCAGCAGUGCCUCGACAAGAACUGGCGACGUCAGCUUUACCAACAGCUCUUUACCCACGCCGAACACAAGCUGAAAGAUCAGUCCUCGCAUCUGGUGCGUAACCCGCGUCUGCAGCAGCCUCUUUUCGAGUGGCCCAGUCUGGCGGAGAUCGAGACCUGCGAGCUGCUAGCGUUAUCGUUACCGCCGCACUCCUUGGCCCAACACGUCUACUUGGCGCUGGGCACCGAGCCCGACCGUCUUGGAACUGCGCCACGCGUGGCUUUCUAUGAAGGUUUUCGGCGGGAUGUGAAGCAGAACCUUAACUACUGCGGCCACGAUUCCAUCAGCCAGGUCGAUGUCGACCUCUACCUCUACGCAACAGUUAUUCAGACCCAGCGGCGAUUUCAGCUCCAGAGGGAAGCGUACAACACCUCCAACUUGGGUAACCGCAAUGCCGCUAACCGGCCGCAUAUGAUGCCAUUUGCCAAUCUUCUGAGCCAACUAGCAUCUUCGGAGCAAACGAACUGGUGGGAUUUGGUGCUGCGGCUGCACUCAAACCAGCUGGCCACUGAAGGUAAUCGCACCGAGCAAAGAGCUCAACUGCAGGUCGGAUUGGAGGCGGUGCGGGGGGUGAAUGGACCCAAAGCAGAUGCAAUCAUCAUUUUCCAGCUGGGAAAAAUCCUGCAGGAGCGCUCAGAACUUGCUUUGGAGGCACGCAUCGAUACUCUCUACAGGCAAGGAUUUACAAUGCUGCGUCGCCAGCACACGCAGCAGUCGGACGCCUUUGUCCGGAUUUUUAAGUACGGAUCUGCCACCUCAACGGCCGCCUGGAAGGAUCUUCAAGCACUGGCUGAGCACGCCGUCUCCUAUUUCAGCUCGAAGAUGUUUAAGGCGUAUCAGUAUGAGCAGUUUGUGGAAGAGGUCAGAGGACUUGAUCUGCCCAUGGCAUACUUCAUGCAAUCGGAGGCGUACCGUCAACUUGAGGAGUCCGCAAAGACACCCCGAGUUUCCCGCGCUCGUUUCUCGGAGCGGAGGAAGGAGUGCCUGCAGCAGACGCAGCAGCUGCUCCAAACUGAUGUCAAGCACCCACUACACAACCAUAUUCAACGCGAGCUUCGACGUUACCAACAAAAUCGCAGUAGCCACGGUCUCGAAGAUAGCUUCGGUAGCCCGGAUGCGCACAACAAUUCAUCCACUUAUGAGGAUGCUGAAGACGACUUCUAUUUGGGUGCAGCCUUGUCUGCCAAUCGAUCACGUCGUCAGGUGGAACCCGCUUCAGUGACACCCAUUGUUUUGGCAGCACCACCAAAUCAGGAGAUGGAACAGACUGUCAAGCAAAUCAGCAAGUCUCUGUGUGUGCUCAAGGACGAUGUGAGUUUGGGAAUGGAAGCCAUGCGCCAGGAAAUCAAGACCCUUACAGAGAAGUUCACUGGACUCGAGGAGCUGCUCAAGAAGAUCAAGAUCAGCAGUCGAGACACGCCGACACGGGAUGUGGAUCCAGCAGCUGCAUUGGGAUUGGACGACUUGUUUAUCAUUGAAGAUGCGCUUGCGGAACAUCAUCAGCAGCAACAACAACAGCAAAACCAAGCUGCAGUGCAUCAGGUGGUUCCUAACCCGUAUGGUGGGCCCACUCCUAGUUUCCACAACGGUGUUCCAAACACGCCGGCCGGACAGGAUCGUUUUCUGCCGGCACCCUACGGGAGUCCCAUGUUUAACCAAAACCAGAUGUACAACUAUUACGCUGCUCAGGCCCAAGCUCAAGCGCAAUCCCAGUUCUUACGGACUCUACCAGCUCCAGGGGCGAUUGCGCCCCCCAAUAUAUUUGGUCCUAGGAAUCAAAACUUUGGACUGCCCGGUAUGUUUCCACCGCCGACCGGGGCAUCGGUAGCACCUUACAUCGACGCCAUGGGCAACUUUACCCAGCCUCCUCCCAGUCUGAUACCGCCACCCGCCCAGCCAGCUCCAGCUACGGCUCCUCUUAAUCUGCUUGAGUCGAAGCCACCGGCUGCACUGCCCACUCCGGGUUUCUUCAACACGCCAACGCCGGGCUUUGGCGCUUCGCCUAUUCAGGUUCCGCCAAUUCCUGGGGCUGCCCCUGCCCCAGGACCGCUUCCUCCAUCUGUGAAUCCUGUACCAGUACCAGCUGCUGUUCCCGCUCCUAUUCACGUACCCCAAGUGGCUCCUUCUGUGCCCGCUCCCGCUCCUGCUAGUGUUCCAGCAUUGUUUAACCGGGCGUUGAACAACCAACCCGUGGAAAAGGAACCGCCGGCCAAUGUUGUCAUUACCAGCUCAGAUCCGUUGCCAAAGCCAACAAGUGCCAGUGUCCAGCCCACUUUGAGUGUAACCAUUCCUGCACAGCAUAUCAAGCCCAGUUUGGUGCAGGCCCCGGAACCACAGGCACAGCCACCGGUUCCAGCAACGGCAGCCUUCAGCUUUAACUUCGGCACAAAGACCUCCGAAAGUCCUUUCUCCUUCAAGUCCCAGGUGGCUAAAGCAGCAGCCGAAAAGCAGAAGGAACAGGAGGCCGAGCUAAACCAAAGUGGAGCUAGUGAGACCAACAAGAGUGUUCCAGCAGAUACCUCAGCAGACGAUUACGAUCCUCGUCCAGACUUCCAGCCCAUCAUCCCACUUCCCGAUGAAGUGGAGGUUCGCACCGGUGAGGAGGACGAGGAGGUCAAGUUUAGCGACCGAUCCAAGCUCUUCCGGUUCGCAGACAAGGAGUGGAAGGAGCGCGGCACUGGGGUAAUAAAGAUUUUGUGCGACAAAACCACCGGCGUAUCUCGGGUUCUAAUGCGACGCGAUCAGACCCACAAGGUGUGUGCCAAUCACAAGAUCACUGCGGACAUGAAUCUGGUUAUUCAUAACCAGGACAAGGAUAAGAAAUCGUUCUUAUGGGGAGCAAAUGACUUUGCGGAUGAGCAGGUUACGCUGGAGAAAUUCUUGGUACGCUUUAAAACAGCGGAAACAGCUGAGCAGUUCAGGGUCGCCUUUACAAACGCGAGCCAGCCGGCCAAGCCAGAGAAGCCAGCGAAACCGGCGGAGAAAACAGCAGAUCUUCCCAAGACCAACAAGGAAGCAGCUGCAACUGCUUCUGCUGCGUUCACUGCUCCCAAAACCUUUUUGACCAGUACGCCAGCUCCCAAUUCUCUUUUCGGUAAGCCACAGGAGCAGACGAAAGCUACUCAAUCUGAUCCAGCUCCAGCGGCUCAAGCAACAGUGGCCAAGUCUCUGUUUGGAACUAUCUCAGCGGUCAGUGCUGCACCUGUAACAUCUGCGUCCUCGGCUUCCGCGGCAUUUGCCAACUUUAGCUUCACGGGGAAUGGAACCGCAUCAGGAUUCGGCACUGCAGGCACUGGCUCUCCCUUCAAAAACCUCUCCUUUGGCAGCACAUCUGCAGUGGGUGGUAGCAACACCACGCUCUUUACCACGGCUUUGAUCAAGGACAACACAGUGCAGAGUCAGACCCCACAACAACAGCAACUAAACAAGUCAACUGCCUCAGACGCCGAAGAAGAGUACGUGCCCACGGCCCAGUUUACGCCGGUUAUCGCCCUUCCCGACCUUGUGGAAGUGGUCACCGGGGAAGAGAACGAGGAUGUGCUUUUCGAGCACCGGGCCAAGCUUCUGCGGUGGGAUAGGGAGGCUAAUGAGUGGAAGGAGCGCGGGCUUGGAAAUAUGAAGCUCCUGCGUGAUCGUUCCAAUCCCAACCUGGUGCGCCUGCUGAUGCGUCGCGAGCAGGUCCAUAAACUAUGCUGCAAUCAGCGUGUGUUGCCCGAGAUCAAGUUCUCACCCUCAACGAACAUUAAGGCGGCGGUCACCUGGGCGGGUCACGAUUAUUCCGAUGAGGAGUUGACCACCGCAUUGCUAGCUGUGCGAUUUAAGUCGCUCGAUGUCUGCCAGGACUUCCUUGAUGCUGUGCAGAAGGCUCAAGAGAGCAUUGGAAAGGAACUAAAAGAGGCCGAUUCUGUUAGCGCUACGGAAAAGAAGGAAGAAGAGAAGCCAGUAAAGGGCUUUGGGGAUGCCUUUAAGCCCAAGGCAGGCAGCUGGAAUUGCCAGGCAUGUUACACAAGCAAUGGCCAGGACCAGCUUUACUGCCUGGCCUGCCAGGAGCCCAAAGAUGCCACUGUGCCGCCCAAGCAAUCGGGGCUGGACCAAGGCAAUGCUUUAAACCUUACUACUAGCGGCUCCUCUAGCAAGUUCUCAUUCGGCUUUGCACCAGCUGCUCUUUCCUCCACUGGUGGGUUUAGCUUCGGAGCUGCACAGCCCAAGGAGAAACCAGUGGUGGCAGCUGUGACCAGCACGGCUUCGGCUCCUGCUUCAGUUCCGUCGACUCAGGCUACAGCUCUUGAAUUUGGAAAGACGUCCACCACUUCCGGAUUCGGGGACGCCUUCAAACCCAAAGUCGGCAGUUGGUCGUGCUCCGCUUGCUAUGUCAACAAUCCGGGAGAGUCCCUUUACUGCUCAGCCUGUGAAACACCCAAGGAUGAUACUGUGCCAAAGAAGGAGAAUACACUAGGAUCGGGACUUACUCUCCCCGUCACCACCCAGUUUAGCUUUGGUUUUGGAGCUGCUGCAACUAGUAGCAAGGAUCAGGCUGCCGAGGUGACCAGCAAGAGCAGCAAUGUGUUUGGAUCCGCCACCUUCAACUUUGCGGCUCCAGCAAUGCCGACACCUGUGGCACCGACUACCUCAAUCGGAUCCAGCAGCUUCAGCUUCUCCAUGCCCAAGCCAGCCCAACUGCAGCCGAAAAGUCCAGCCGCUAACGACGGAGAUGAAAACGACUCUCACGAGGAGGAGGAGGAGAACAAUGCAUAUUUUGCGCCAGUGAUUCCAUUGCCUGAUAAGAUCGAUGUGAAAACAGGGGAGGAAGACGAGGAGCUGCUGUACGUGCACAAGGCCAAACUGUACCGACUCACCGAAGGCGAGUGGAAGGAGCGCGGCUUGGGCGAUGUGAAGAUACUGCGCCACAAACAGACCAAGAAGUUGCGCGUGGUAAUGCGACGGGAACAGGUGUACAAGAUUUGCCUCAACCACGUGCUGAACUCGAAUGUGGUGUACAGAGAAAAGACCGAGACAUCGUGGAUGUUUGCUGUGCACGAUUUCAGCGAGGGAGAGAGUGUUCUGGAGCGCUUCACUCUGCGCUUUAAGAACAAGGAGGUGGCCCAAGGCUUUUACGAUGCAGUUAAAAAUGCGCUAGAUGGCACCGCUAAGGCAAUAGAAGAUAAUACCGAUUCAAAGGCCACCCCCGCCCUAUCUUCUCCUUCUACGGGAGCAAGUGAGUCGAAGAGUUCGUCAGAUAAUUUGCUCCACGACCAUGUAGGUCAGGGCAGCUGCAUAGGCUGCGAUGGAGACAAGUUCGCAUUCCGUAAAACGUCGUCUGUAAGCUCCACCACCUACGAAGUAAACCCUCCCCUACCCAUGACCCUGCCUAUCCUGACUCUCCCGCAGCCUAUUACCAAAUCAAAUGCUUCCUCAUCCUCCGCCACCUCAAUAUUCAAAGCCAGUUCGCUGGGUACAACCAACUCUACGUUUUCCGGCUUCGGUAAUUUAUCCGUAUCUGAGGAAAGCAAAGCGCCCAGUUCAACAUUCGUCUUCGGUAGCACGGAUAAAUCAGAGUCUGCUAAACCGGCCGAUCCCUUAGCCAUACUACAAAAAUCUAUCGGCGGAGGUCAAGGCAACGUUCUGGGUUCUAUUUUCGGAAGUGGCUUGUCAAACCAAAAUUCCUCUGAGGAUUCCGCCAACCAUUUUGGAGGUGGGGCCAAAACGGCUGAGCAACAGAAGAAUGGCUCGCCAAAGUCCCAAGAGGAACCUAAAUCCAUCUUCGGAGGCACCAAAGUGGAGUCCCAAGAUGCACCCAAGUCCAUCUUUGGUGGCAGUGGCAUAGCUGCCCCCACUUUCGGAGGCUUUAAUCCUUUCGGGGGCGCUUCAGAUGGUAAAGACGCACCGAAGUCUAUCUUUGGCGGCACCCCAUCUAUUUUUGGCGGCCCUAAGGUCGAGACCCAGUCACCCGCCAGCCAAGAAGCACCCAAGCCCCAGUUCGGUAACUCCAACAUGUUUGGAGGCUCAUCAUCUGGCGGCUUUUUGUUUGGCAGUGGUAGCGGUAGUGCGAACAUCUUCGGACAAAAGGAGCCCGCCGUCUCUUUCACAGAUAUUGGCAAACAGGCAGCCCCGGAAAAGGAGAAGGAAAAGGAUAAAACCGCGGGAGAAGACACCAUGGACAAGAAGGAAACUACACCAGCAGCACAGCAGGCGGCCAGCACGUUUGCCGAUUUGGCGAAUAAGACUGGCAACACAUUCGCCGAUUUGGCAAGCAAACCGGGCGGCACAUUCGCAGAUUUAGCCAACAAGGCGAGCGGAAAUGAUUUUGCCAACCUUUCGGCCAAUAGCCAAGGCAACGCCACGGGAUUCAACAAAUCGGCGGGAAGCGGCGGAUUCUACAACUUGACGCACCAGAACGCUUUCAAGAACUUUCAGUCCCCGCAGCCGACGGGCAAAAAUGAGUCCGGCGCGGCAGAUGGAGGUGAUGACGAUGGCGACGCCACCAACGAUGACAACUACGAUCCGCACUACGAUCCCAUUGUGGAGCUGCCGGACGAGAUUGUGGUGACCACUGGAGAGGAGAACGAGACUAAGCUGUAUGGCGAGAGGGCGAAGCUCUAUCGUUAUGAUCCCGAGUCGAAACAGUGGAAAGAGCGAGGCGUCGGCGAGAUAAAGGUGCUGGAGCACCCGCAGCUGCAGACAUUCCGACUGGUCAUGCGGCAGGAGCAGAUCCACAAGCUGGUGCUGAACAUGAGUAUCUCCGCCUCCCUGCAGAUGGACUACAUGAACGAGCAGAAGAAGAGCUUCCUGUGGGCCGGCUAUAAUUACGCGGUGGACGCAGAGGGCAAGGUGGCCACCGAGGGCGCGCUGGAACGCCUGGCCUGUCGAUUCGGCAAGCAGGACAUCGCCGACGAGUUCCUCAAGACGGUCAACUCUUGCAUAGAACGUGCCAAGGCCCUGCAGGGCGACCAGGAGGACGACGAGAGCGACGCGGCGGAGGAGCAGGACAGCUCUUAAGGAAACCGGAACUAAAUAUAUGUAGCAUGCUUACAACUGAGUUUAUAAGAUAGUCUUUCGAAAAAGUAUCGGAAAUUGUUGAAAAAGCACACUUUUCCUCAUAAUAAAACUUGCAUAAAUAAUUAGAUUAAUAUUUAAA